ACGGAAAAUAGCAGUGGACAAUCUCGUGCAAACAUUCAGCAUGCAUGUGACGUAACAGAAUCCCAUACAAACUUCAACUUACAGGAGAACAAUUCGUGUCGUAUUAUUAUAGCGUGAGUUUCAUUAUAUCCCUUCACUGAGCUGUUGCAAAAGGGCCACUUAGUGCGUUUCUUUAUUAGCUACCGGCUGUGCACAAGAAUAUAACAAGGGCGAAUACCAUGACAUUGUUUGGUCAAUAUGUUAGAUAUGGAUUGCAUCAGCAUUGAUCCUACUCUACUAGUAUUUCGCAACUGAGCUUGCAGCAUCUUUGAGGUCACGAUUGGAAAUGUAUAGGCUGUAUAUUUUGGUGACGGUUAUCUUCACAAUUUGGAAUAAGGAUGAAUGUGUGGCACUGACGGUGGCUGAGCAUUCAAGACAGCAGAUCAAGGAAGCAAGGGCAGCUAUCCGACGAUCCGACAUGUCGCCUUCAUACCUUCGCGUUACACACCUUGGACAUCCGAUUGGAAGGGGGAUAGUUGCUGGCAAGGAUUUCACCCCAGGCGAUUUCAUUACCUACUACCAUGGUAAAUAUUGUGUAAGGGAGCCAAUAAUAGACGAGUACACCUUUGAACUGGCUUGCGACGGUCGCACCUUUUGGAUCGAUGCUUCCCAAGAAGAUGGAUCCUAUGGUCGUCUCAUGAAUGAUGAGUGGCGUAACCCAAAUGCGAUGGCAAGAUUACUUUUUGCGGACGGGCGACCUCACAUUGCCUACUUCGCUCACAGAUUCAUCAAAACUGGUCAAGAAAUUCGUUUUAACUAUAAUGAUAAUAGUGAUUUUCCAUGGCGACAGCCAUCGAAAGUGCAAACCAAUCUUUGUUUUCAAAGGACAUGGUUGGACCUCCUCCAGACGACCUUUUUGCCGGUUUGCAAAAUGGAUAAAGAAUUGUAAUUUUCCAUAUUUGUUUACUGUAUUAUUAAAUCAGUUCAACACUGAAAUAUUU
Molecule: messenger RNA, 980 nt
Organism: Haliotis rufescens (red abalone)
Lineage: Eukaryota; Metazoa; Mollusca; Gastropoda; Lepetellida; Haliotidae
Product: N-lysine methyltransferase KMT5A-like
Exons: 5
Coding region: 326-928 (200 amino acids)
Molecular function (GO): protein binding
Source: RefSeq, a predicted model, not a curated record